AUGACAUGGGAUAACAUCAGGCGUAAAUGUGAAGCUCGCAUCAACAGCUUCCCUAACUUUACUCUACCGAUUACAGAAGGCGGAGAUACCUUCAGUAUUCACUUCGUGGCACUCUUCUCGCAGAAGCAGGAUGUAAUCCCCCUCCUCAGCUUGCAUGGCUGGCCGGGCAACUUCAUGGAGUUCUAUUCCAUCCUAGAGACCUUGUCCAACCGAAACACCCCCGAGACACUUCCCUACCACAUUGUUAUUCCUUCUCUGCCUGGCUAUGCUUUUUCUUCCCCGCCACCACUUACACGAGACUUUCAACUCCAGAACAUUGCAAGCAUUAUGAACACGUUGAUGGUUGAACUGGGCUUUGGCAAUGGAUAUGCAGUUCAGGGUGGGGAUAUUGGCAGCAAAGUUUCACGCGUUAUGGCGGCGACCUUUGACUCAGUCAGCGUGGAUGACGUUGCAAGGGUCUAUAAGCUCACCAGUCCCAAUUCUCCCACUUCGCUUUGGCUUUGA
Trichoderma citrinoviride is the source of this 504-nucleotide messenger RNA. Its product is annotated as alpha/beta-hydrolase. The transcript has a single exon. The record is from RefSeq and is a predicted model, not a curated record. Gene Ontology annotation, biological process: epoxide metabolic process. NCBI's taxonomy places the organism in Eukaryota, Fungi, Ascomycota, Sordariomycetes, Hypocreales, Hypocreaceae. Gene Ontology annotation, molecular function: epoxide hydrolase activity. The coding region runs from base 1 to 504 and encodes 167 amino acids.